Molecule: messenger RNA, 4473 nt
Organism: Boleophthalmus pectinirostris (great blue-spotted mudskipper)
Lineage: Eukaryota; Metazoa; Chordata; Actinopteri; Gobiiformes; Gobiidae
Product: BRCA1 DNA repair associated
Exons: 21
Coding region: 106-4335 (1409 amino acids)
Biological process (GO): double-strand break repair via homologous recombination; chordate embryonic development; positive regulation of transcription by RNA polymerase II
Cellular component (GO): BRCA1-BARD1 complex; plasma membrane; BRCA1-A complex
Molecular function (GO): ubiquitin-protein transferase activity; metal ion binding
Source: RefSeq, a predicted model, not a curated record
UUGGGACGCCUCCACCUCGCGAGAAGAAGACCGUAGUUGCGGGAAAACUGAAGCGGGUGGAUGCAGCACGAAAGACUCUGAAAAUACAAAAAUACAAGUUUUAAAAUGAAAACACAAGAUAGCCCAAAGGCAGCAGAUGUCAAGAAAGGAAUUUCUGUUCUUUGGGAAACUUUGCAGUGUCCUAUAUGUCUAGAAUUAAUGACAGCUCCUGUAUCUACAAAAUGUGACCAUCAGUUCUGCAAAUUUUGUAUGAUGAAACUUUUGGACAACUCAAAGCAAAACAGGGCAAGUUGUCCUGUGUGCAAAGCCAGAGUAACCAGAAGGAGCUUGCAAGAGAGCCCAGGUUUCAAAAAACUUGUUGCAGGUUUGCAGGACAUGAUACAGGCAUAUGAACAUGAUACUGGGAGUAACUAUUUUACAGGACAGAUGCUUCCCAAACAUCCAGCAGUUGUUACAGAUGUGGUUGUACAGAAAAAUACUAGGACAAAUGAGGAUCUUGUGGAACUUGAAAAUUUGGAAAAACCUUGCAGCGAGGAUGCCCCAAAAUCACAAUCCUCAACAAUAAAAGCUCAAAAUGGAUUUGCCAGACUCAUGGGACUUGAAGACACAAGCCCAUUGACAACAGAAAAUGAAGGGCUGGAUAGUGGACUUGGGGAACCACCUGCAACACCAGAGAAAAAAUAUGUCACCCCAGACAUCCUUGAGUUAAUAGCAAUAGAAAACCAAGCUAGUGAAAAUGCCCAACCCACACACAAAACUAGAGUCCUUAUAAAAUGCUCUGAUCUGCCACCGUUGAUACUUGAGGAAGAGAAUGCUGAAAACAACAAAGAUGAUGAGGAAGAACAUGAUGAUAGUGAGCUGCCUUCUAAAAAGUCUAGAAAAAAGCACAAAAAAGAUUCUGGGCCAGAUAAGAUACUUAAGCGGAGGCAGAGGAAAAGUGUGGAAAAAGUGAGAGAAUGGCUUAUGAAUGUCCCGAAUAAGGAGGACAUUGAGUUGGACAAGCUAGACAAGGACGCACAAUAUUUAGAUGACUCCGAUAGUUUUUCAUCUUCUUCAACAAUAGAUCUCAAGCAACAUAACUAUGAGAGCUUUUUGAAUGAGAAGGAGGGAGUGACAAAAGCCCUAGAGGAUCAGGUAUUUGGUGCAGUCUACAAAAGAGGGAAGAAAAGAAAUGGCAAAGAAAUCUCCCCACCUCCUGAUAUUUUAACUCACCUCAACUCAAAUGAUGCAAUGGAUCAACAAGAGGAUGAAGCAAUAAACAAAAGUGACACAGAAAAGGAGCCUGAUCUUAGAAACCUUGUAGAUGAUAACAGUGAGUUUUUCAAAGUGGUUGUACCCUUGGAUAAAGAAGUCCAUAAUGAAUCAUAUAGUGACAAACAACCACAGCAAGAGUUGGAUGAGUUGCACAAUGUCAGGAAUGAAUGUAAAGAAAAAGAAGAUUCUCCUUUGCGUAAAACUGGAAGCCAUAAGAGGAGAGGAAAUUCUCGGAAAAAGAUGUGUAAUGAAUUAAAGCAAGUUGACAUUGAUCUACAAGAACAGGCAAAAAUGGAGCCAGAAAAUGGGGAGCAGAAGAAAACGGAUAAGAAAAAAGGAAGGCACUUGAAGUCAUCCAAAGUCAAGUCUGGUCGAGUCACAAAACCUCUUGAUUUAGUUGAAGUUCAAAAAGGUGAGACUGCUCUGAUGGAAGAACCAAAGUCUAAGCUGGAAUCAGAUCAAAUUCAUGUUCAUAUUGAGAAUUAUCCAAGCAGUGAGGAACAAGAGGUCUCUGUUGUAAAAAGCACUAGGAGGAGCAGGAGACUUCAAAACUUUGUGGAGGAGAUUAGAGUAAGUAAAAAGAAAAGUCACUUGAAGGGUACCAACUCUUACCAAGGAAAAACUUCUGAGGAGGUUCAGGUUGUAUUGGCAAAGAAUAAUACGUCUCCUCAAUGUGCAAAUACAAAUGGUUGUAUUUAUGCAGAUGAUUUGGGAGGAAUAGAAAAAAUUGGGUCUUAUGAGAGCCCAAACAUUUUGAAACCAACGCAACCUCUUCAAGAAGUCCCAAAUGUUGAAAUACUGACUGAAGAUGCUUGUUGUGAACCUGAUGCACCAGAUUGUCCUAAAACAUCAGGCGAAGACAUCAAUACUGUUCAGGAAAGUGACAUUCAAACUGAUCCAAAGAAUGUUCAGUUGGAGUCAAUGGGAUGCGAUGAUGAAAUCGAAGAGCAAAUGGAGGAGGACAAGAGUGACAGUGAGAUAGACACCGAACAACUUCUUAGGAGUUUUAAAGCCACAAAAAGGAAAUCAUUUCAUCUGGAAGCACCAAAUGUUAAAAGAAGUUGUAGCUUGGACGAGAGAGAUGCACAAAAACCUGAAGAUGGUGAUUUUAUUUUGAGAAAUCAGGCCGUAGUAAUUGAAGAGACGCCUAUCCAAUAUGCUUCCCUCAACCAUUCCAAUUCGCUGUUUAGUGAUGUGAUACCACCAUCUCCUACACAUGCACAAAACGAAGCACAAGACGGAUCUGACAUGCCCAGUAACCCUAUUUCCAAUAACUGCUCUAAUAGUUCUUCCAGUCUUACUCCAAAUAAAGUUUCAAAACUGGAAACACCAAGUUAUCAUCUGUCCGUCAUCCCUCAUAUAGCUGACUCCGGGCUUCAUUUUACAGCUGGAAAAUUGUCUGACAGUGUAGGGCCCAAGAAGCAAUCUACAAACAGACCUUUAAAAUGCACUCACAUCUCAGAGAGUCUACAUUCCAAAUCUGAAGACAACAGUGUUUCCUUGUUGGAUCCAUCAACAACUAAAAAUCUGUCCCCCGGCAACAAGUCACAACAUUUAUUAAAUACUGAUUAUUCCUUAACCCCUGAUGGCCUUUUAACACGACCUUUCUUGAAUGAGAAGCUAGCACAGAGUCACGGAAGCAGCAGCACCCAGUCCUCCAUACAAAACAACCCGAGGAGGAGAAGAAGCCGGAGACUGGAGUCUUCACCUGAGCUAGACAGCAGUGGAUCAAAAGAGGAAUUGCCAAGUCUAGCCCAAAUUCUAAAAUGCAAUUCAAGUAGUAGCCGGGAUAAAAGUCAACAGGAAAAUGUAGCCUCCAUUGAAAUAAAUGAAGGUUUAACAGUUGAGAGAGACCAAGUGAUUCGGCCACCACCAUGUCCCAGCCCAGACUAUGUAAACUCAAGUCAGGCAUCUGUUGACUUGUUCGGCACACCAGAAGAAUCAAGUGGCGUUCCAGUGAAUAAUGCAAGUAUCUCAGUGGAGAUGUCACAGUUGUCAAGUGAAGUUCUAGUUACACAGCAAAAGGUGGAAAUGCAGAAGGAGCUGGUGAGGCUGGAGAAGUUGAUGGCCUUGGUGUCAGAGGUGCUCCAUGAGAAAGAGAACGGUCCAGAAAAUGACACGGAACAAAAUGGAGAGGCAAACGCAGCCCCAGAGCCCACGAGACCACAAGCAUCUAAUGAAGAUACAGGACAAGACUCUGAAAAUAAUGAUCCUCCAAGUUCAGGUCUAAGAACUCUGAGGCGACCAUCUGGAGUCAAAGCUGCCACUAAGUCCACUAUAGCAAAACAUGACCCCACUACAGAUACUGUUUUUAUUUUAGCCCAAAGUUCAGCACACAAAGAUCUGGCUGCUGCUGCUGCUACAAAGACAGUCGCCACAUCUAGUUCAACCCAAAGUCAUAAGACGCGUGAGUGUCUGUCUGAAGACAAAGAAAACCAAGAGAACGAGACGAGAAAACCCAAAAUGGUGCUGGUGUCGUCUGGACUGGGGCCCAGUGAACAGAUAAUGGUGAAAAAGUUUGCAAAGAGAAUUGGUUCCCGUGUGGUUUCUCAUGUAAUGCCAGAUGUUACUCACAUCAUAAUGCACACAGAUGAGCAGCUGGUUUGUGAGCGCACACUCAAAUACUUCCUUGGCAUCGCUGGACGAAAGUGGGUCGUAAGCUUUCAAUGGAUUUCUGAGUGCUUCAAACAAAAGAAGUUGCUGGAUGAGAGCCUGUUUGAAGUAAAGGGAGAUGUAGUGAACGGUCACAACCACCAGGGGCCCAUGCGAGCACGCACCACAAAUGAUGACGAUUUGCUGAUGAAAAGAUACAAGAUCUGCUUUGAAGGGCCUUUUACUGACAUGACCACAGAUGAGAUGGGGUGGAUGGCAGAGCUGUGUGGAGCCACUGUAGUGAAAGACCCAUCUGUCCUGGAUGGGAAACAGAAAUCUCGUCAGCUGAUCGUUGUGCAGAGUGGAUCAGAUAUUUCUGCGUCCAAAUACAAUAGUCUUUCCAGAGUGGCUACAGUGGUGACUCGCGGUUGGCUCUUGGAUUCAGUAUCGGCGUACACUAUAAAAAACUGUAAAAACUACACAAUUUAACCCUAUCAUCACUACACUACUCCACACGUCUAUUGUCAUGUUCCGUCAAUGCUGUUUUUAAACUCUCUUAAACCUGGUUUCACAAAGCUCUGUCUGAUGUACUUGUAAAUUGUGAUGUACAUAAAGAUAAAGAGCUGG